Messenger RNA from Sinocyclocheilus grahami, 2917 nucleotides. RefSeq names its product eyes absent homolog 2-like. The transcript has 16 exons. Lineage: Eukaryota; Metazoa; Chordata; Actinopteri; Cypriniformes; Cyprinidae. Gene Ontology annotation, molecular function: protein tyrosine phosphatase activity. Bases 134 to 1597 code for a protein of 487 amino acids. The record is from RefSeq and is a predicted model, not a curated record. Gene Ontology annotation, cellular component: nucleus. Gene Ontology annotation, biological process: positive regulation of DNA repair; cell differentiation; negative regulation of extrinsic apoptotic signaling pathway in absence of ligand.
AUUUGCUUUGCUUCAGAUAUGGAGAGCUGACAGCUGAACGCGUGCAAGCGGAAGUACGACGACAGACAGCCACAGGAGCCGUUAGAUCUACACAUUGGGCGACGAUUUUAGGCCAUACCCGCUGUCCUCAGUCAUGGCUGCUUAUGGACAGACACAGUACAGCCCUGCGUUACAGCCGGCCGGUCCGUACACACCGUACACACAUCACACACAGGGCUACAGCAUGACGUCCUACAAUAUUAAAACAGAAGAUGGUUUGAGUCAUUCACCAGGACAGAGCAGUCUGCUGGGAUACACGUCCAACUUCAGCGGCACUCCACCUGCUCAGACGCUCUACAGUUACUCCACACAUGGCGGCAACAUUUCUUCUGGAAUUUUCCAGGGUGCAAACAGCAUCACAAGCUCAACGCCAUUCAGUCCUACACAGCAGGACUUCUCAACGUAUUCUAGCUACAGCCAAAGUCAAUAUUCGCCAUACUACAACACACACUACAACAGCCCCUACAUCACAACCAGCAAUAUCACACCCUCAGCCAUCACCACGGCGAUACCCUAUCAGCACACAGAUCAUCCCGCUGUAUCGACCAAUCACAGCCCGGAAUUACACACAGCAGAGUACCACACUCCCACGAGUCCUCUGACUCCAGGAAAGGAGCAGGAAGGCGCUCCAGCGAGACGCAGCUCAGAUGGGAAGCUGAGAGGCAGGAAGAGGGCCAAUGACCCCAUCCCCCCUCUGGACUCUGACAUUGAGAGAGUGUUUAUUUGGGACCUGGAUGAGACCAUCAUCAUUUUCCACUCGCUCCUGACGGGGACAUUUUCCACACGCUUCGGCAAGGACUCUGGCAAGGCUGUGUCUCUGGGCUUGUGGAUGGAGGAGAUGAUCUUCAACUUGGCUGAUUCACGUCUGUUUUUCAACGACCUGGAGCUGCAGAAACUGGCCGUGCUGCUUGUCACAAAUAUGAGAAACAGUGUUUGGAGGUGUAGAGCGGAUCUAAAGCUGUGUGUCUGUACUUGCAGCACGUAUAACUUUGGCUCGGAUGGCUUCCAGAGCCCAGCAGGUGGAGGCACGCUCUGCCUGGGCUCAGGUGUUCACGGCGGGGUCGACUGGAUGAGGAAACUCGCCUUCCGCUACCGCCGAGUCAAAGAGAUCUACAACACCUACAAGAACAAUGUAGGAGGUUUGCUGGGCAGUCCGAAGCGGGAAGAGUGGCUUCAGCUGAGGCGGGAGAUGGAGGUUUUGACGGAUCUGUGGCUGACGCAGGCACUCAAAGCUCUCGCUCUCAUCAACUCCAGAGCGAACUGUGUGAACGUGAUGGUCACCACCACGCAGCUGAUUCCAGCGCUCUCUAAAGUGCUUCUCUACGGUCUUGGAGGAGCUUUUCCCAUCGAGAACAUCUACAGCGCCACCAAAACAGGUAAAGAAAGCUGCUUUGAGCGCGUGACUCAGAGGUUCGGCCGGAGAGCCGUGUAUGUGGUCGUAGGGGAUGGUGUGGAGGAGGAGACGGUCGCCAAGAAGAAGAACAUGCCGUUCUGGAGAGUGACGAGCAGGCCGGAUCUGGAGGCGUUGAGUCAUGCACUUGAGCUGGAUUACCUCUAGAGGACAGCAUCUUCCUGUCCGCCAAGAACUGCAGGACCAAUCAGCAGGGAGCAGCAAUCUUACUGGGAAAGUUUGCUUCAAAUCUUUUUCUCUCUUUCUCGCUCUCCACCUGAGAGGCUCGGCUCUUUCAUCCACUCGCUUUUCUUUACAACAGCACUGCACUGAAGACAAAGACUGCACAGCCCAUCAGCGACUGAUUCAGAAAGCCUGUGACCGGAUAACGUCCUAUCAUACUUCUCAUGCUAUUUCUGCGGUACGCAGCAUAUAUACUGUGCACAGUAUGUGUAUUUUCUGUUUGUGCAGAAACCCGGAUGACAAUGGAGCACAAUGCAUGGAUAUCCCAGAAUGCAAUGCACUUGACUUGAGUUUUUACAUCUCAUCUCUUUGGACUGCCAAAAAAGGAAAACAGUUCCCACAAAAACUGGAUUAAAAAUGCAAAAUAACAGUUUGUUUUUUCUGAGAUGAUUAUUAGAGGUCAUGUGACAUCAAUGCAGCAAACUACUGUUUGAAAUGUUUAUCAUAAUGCAUAAUGUGUACUAUUUUUAUAUUAAGCAGUAUGCGGUGUAAACUGUGCUGUAAUGUUUGUUAGUAUUGCUAUCCGUUCUGAAACAACCCAUUUUACAGAUAAGAGGGGUGUCAAAAUAGAAGAUUUUAGCAUUUAAAAAAAAAUAAGAUUUACAUUUCGUAAAGCAUGAAAUCAUAUGCAUUUCCAUGAAAAAAAGACCAAAUUCAUAAGCGAAGAAAAAAACCCUGAUUUGAUAGAAUUUUAUGUAAUCAAAACUGAUUUUUUUUUCUUGCAAUAUCAUAUUAAAUUGACUGAAUAUUGCACCAUACACAAAAAAGGGAAUCAUUAAAUAAAUAUGAACUGAAUUAAAAUGAACUGAGACAAAAUUAAGAAAUGUGCUGUUGUACUAAAACUGCAGAAAAACGAACCCCUCACGUUUUAUAUACGAGUACAAAGUGCUGCAAAUCCACUUGUUUGAAUGGAAAACCAUGAACUAACCCUGAAAUCUGCCAAAGUAUCGUAGCGGAUGAUACUGCUACUGUUACGAACAGAAAAGACAUGAUUAACUUAUGAAUGUCAGUGUCCUGUGAGUUUCUUUUCUUCCCGUGUCUCUGACGUGUGCCUGGAUCUUCAUGUGGUUUGUUACUGAUGUAUAUUUCUUUCUUUGCUGAAGUUGAUAUACUGUAUACUGUAUGUGUCGCUCUGACCUGCAUGUGCUCUUCACAACUGCUUCUGUUCGCUAUGAUUUGUAUAUAAGGUUUUAUUGUUGAUUAUUUCUGGGCUUAUUAUAAUAGAAUAAAGAUAAAUUAAUUUCA